UGCAGGAAGGAAGAGCUUCAGGAAUGCCUGCUCUUGGCUCCUACUAUGGAGUUGAUAUAUUAUUUACAUUUUUUCCCUUUUUUUUAAAUUAGUUUUGUGCAGCAUUGAAGCGUAGGUUAGGUGCAGUUGAGUUGCCACAGUCGAGGUGUAUUAUGGGAGGUGGAUCUGACUAAAGCAUUUGUGUAGUGUAUCUGGGGUUGAUAAUGCAGGAGCUUGAUCAGACUGUCACAAUCGGAGCGACUGUUCCGACAGGAUUUGAGCUCACUGCAGCGGAGGAGGUCCAGGAGAAGCUCGAGGCCACUGCUAAAGUCAGCAAAAACAGAGGAAGAAUUUAUUUUGAUAUAACAACAGAUAAGCUUUUUAAGGUACAUCAGCUGAAGUCUCUAGACAAUUUGUUUGUUGUGGUAAAAGAAUAUGAAGAUUACCACUUCAAAACCACAAAGGAGGAAGUGCAAUUGGAUUGGCAAGAGCUGGCCGCCAAGCUGCCUUGGACCAAUGCCUUAGAAGUCUGGAAGUUGAACAAUUCUAUAAAAAAGAAGAAAGGACGUCGGAAAAGACAUAACCCCACAAAAUCUGAUCAGUGCGGUAAUGUUAGCACCAAGUCUACUGAUAAUGUCCCAUCAGAUCCAGAAGAACUCGGGGUAGAUCUCAAGGGUCUAGAAGUGAAGGAAGGCCAAAAAGAUGUUUCUUCUCAGCCAGAAAAUGACUCUGAGGAAGAAAAACACUCUGAUAUCCAGGAUCAGGUUUCAGGGGUGGCGCCUCUUAAGUUUCGAGUAACAUGCAACAGAGCUGGAGAGAAACACUGCUUCACCUCAAAUGAUGCUGCACGAGACUUUGGAGGAGCUGUGCAAGAAUUCUUUCAGUGGAAAGCAGAUAUGACUAAAUUUGAUGUUGAGGUGCUGUUGAAUAUCCAUAAUAAUGAAGUUGUUGUUGGUAUUGCUCUCACAGUGGAGAGUCUACAUAGGAGAAACAUCACUCACUUUGGCCCCACCACUUUACGUUCUACGCUAGCUUAUGGCAUGCUUAGACUUUGCAAGCCACAGGUGUCAGAUGUGAUUGUAGAUCCCAUGUGUGGAACUGGAGCAAUACCUUUGGAGGGAGUUAUGGAAUGGCAGAAAUCGUUCUUUGUAGCUGGAGACAACAAUGGCACAGCAGUCAGCCGAUCAGUCAAUAAUAUCAAGCACAUUCUAAAGAGAACACAUGAUGGUGGAAGCUCUCCAGGCUUGCCCUUAGACAUUGUUCAGUGGGACUUGUGCAAUCUACCAAUGAGAAGCAGUUCAGUGGAUAUCAUCAUUACUGACAUGCCUUUUGGAAAAAGAAUGGGAUCCAAGAAGAAGAACUGGGAAUUAUACCCUUUAUGUCUUCGAGAAAUGGCUCGAGUUUGUAAACCUGGUACGGGAAGAGCUGUACUACUGACACAGGAUAAAAAAUGCUUCUUGAAGGCAUUGUCACAGAUGGAGGGGCUGUGGCGAAAAUCGCACACUGUUUGGGUGAAUGUGGGGGGACUGCAUGCUGGCGUUUUUGUUCUCAAAAGAACGGCAGUAGUUUUUGGCACCACUUCUGAAGAUGUAAUGGAGCCUCACACAGCAACAGGAUCACAAAAAGAGAAUAUGAAGGAUGCAAUUCAGUGAGAAGCCUGACAGACAAAUUAGCAGAUGCCUUUGUGUUCCUCCUUUUUUUUUUGAGAAAAUAACAUGCCAAAGUUCAUCUUCUCUGUUUUUCUUGAUUAGUUACUUAAGACAUAAUCUUCAUCUAUCCUGAUUCAAAGAUAAUAAAAUGUUCAAAUGUUUGUUCA
This is a messenger RNA of Labeo rohita (rohu), 1795 nucleotides long. RefSeq names its product THUMP domain containing 3 (gene thumpd3). Gene Ontology annotation, molecular function: RNA binding; tRNA (guanine) methyltransferase activity. The coding region runs from base 204 to 1631 and encodes 475 amino acids. Lineage: Eukaryota; Metazoa; Chordata; Actinopteri; Cypriniformes; Cyprinidae. The record is from RefSeq and is a predicted model, not a curated record. The transcript is spliced from 10 exons. Gene Ontology annotation, biological process: tRNA methylation.